This is a messenger RNA of Laccaria bicolor S238N-H82, 387 nucleotides long. RefSeq lists its product as uncharacterized. The transcript is spliced from 5 exons. The record is from RefSeq and is a predicted model, not a curated record. NCBI's taxonomy places the organism in Eukaryota, Fungi, Basidiomycota, Agaricomycetes, Agaricales, Hydnangiaceae. The annotation marks the transcript as partial.
AUGUCUGAACCUCGACAACUUCACCCUCAGGUAAUGCUUCCACCAAGCACGACAGAUGCUGAUACCGGCGGUAACGUCAUUGGCAAGUCCGCACCCACUCAGGCGACAGGUCCUCCUACCCGUAGCCGGGCCAGGAAGAUCGCUGUUCCUGUAGUCAACACCACCGUCAACGACCCACCUACCCCAGCACCUUCCCGCCCCAGUUGGGCCAAAAAAAACAAUUCCAAGGCCGUUAAGAAAAUUCCGCCUAGUGAAUCUGACCCCAAUUUGUCCGUGCCAAUGGUGGACAUCAACAUCGCUGUUCCUGUAGUCAACACCACCAUCAACGACCCACCUACUCCAGCUCCUUCCCGCCCCAGUCAGGCCAAAAAAAACAAUUCCAAGGCC